AUGGUCGCAGUGGUGGUGCCUACACCAACCGCUCAGUCAACCCAGUCAACACAGCCCGCUGGGCUAGCACCCCGCAAGCGGGCGGCUACUCAGAGUUCCAUCAGUGAGGAGGGUGCCACCUGGCAGAUGGCCCGCACCAGGCGACGCUCAGCUCGCACAGCAGUGCGGCAGCACAGCCAAGCAGCUAAAGAACAGUCUGACUCCAGCAUGCAGGUGGCAGGUCUGGAGGUCUUCAACCUCAUCCCGCAGGUGGACUUCGGCAGCAGCUCACCAAACCGCUGGGAUGACACUAACCCGGAGCAGCGAGAGGAGGAGAGGCCCCGGGUCAUGACAUAUGUACGCAAGGGCUCAAAGACAAGGGCACAGCAACACCGACAGCCUGGGACAGACGCAGUCAUGGACUAUCUGACCAAUCUGAGCCCACCAGCCCGCUGUCUGAUAGGUGGGGAUAUCAACGUACGGCAUGAUGCCUUUGAACCAGGGGCAGUGAAUCUGCACCGGGGCGGGGAGCUUGUCCAAUGGGCCAGUGAACAUGGGAUGGACUUUGUGGGAGAGAUAGGGGUUCCGACUCAUGCAGCAGGUCAUGUGAUUGAUCUCACCUUCUCCAAUGUGGCCUUUGCUUCCACUACAGUGCGUCAAGAUCUACACUGCGGCUCAGAUCACCAGUCUAUGAUCACUAUGCUGCCAACAACACCUCAAACACAGCUGAGCGAUGCUCGGAUCAAGAUCACAGACUCUCAGCUGGAGCCCUUUGCAGAUCUUGUCAGAGGUCUCAUGGUGGACAUGCCUUGCCCAGAGGGGGUUGGAAAUGUGGCACAGCUUGAUGAUCUGGCCCAGCACUUCGCUCAGAGUCUUCUGGCUGCAGCUCAGGCAGUCAGUAAGCCAGCUCAACAAGGGCGGACCACAGCCCCCUGGUGGACAGCAGACUGCCGAAGAGCGCACCGAGAGCUCACUACUCAACAGACAGAGGCCGCGAAGCACCAGUUCAAGGAUGCAGUGCGCAAGGCCAAGCGUGCAUACUGGAGGCAGGUGAUCAAUGAGGCCAGAGAUGGUAGAGACCUGUACCGGGUGGUGGCAUGGCAUAAGCUGGAACCCAACCUCAGAGCACCCCCUCUGGUGAUUGGGGAUCAGGUCAUAGAAGAGACAGCCGCCAAAGCUGAGGCACUUCAACAAGCAAUUCUGAAGCGAUACAACUCAGCUGAUGAUCUGGAGUAUGACCCACUGGAUGAUGAGCACUGGAGCGGCAUGGGGAACCUGCCCUGGAACCCCCGGAUUGAGAUGGAGGAGAUGGAGCGCAACACCAUUGGGGUACAGAGCACCUCCCCAGGCACGGAUGGAAUCACAGUGCGGAUGCUCAAAGCAUGCUGGCAGCAUGUGUCCCUCUUUAUACAGCAGCUAUACAACUGCUGCCUCCGGCUCUGCCACUUCCCACGAGCCUGGAAACUGGCAGAGGUGGCAAUGAUACCCAAGGUGGGUAAGAGAGAUAGAAGCUCAGUCCGCUCCUGGAGGCCCAUUGCCCUGCUUUCAGUAAUCUCCAAAGGGCUGGAACGCAUCAUUGCAAGGCGACUGGCGUCCACGGCACUCAUUCACGGCAUAGUCAGCCCACAGCAUGGGGGGGCGCUGCCCAGACGAUCUGCAAUGGACCUGGUAGCUGCUUUCACUCAUGAGGUGGAGGCAGCCUUCGCACAAAACAAAGAAGUGUCCAUGGUCACAAUGGAUGUGCAGGGUGCCUUUGAUGCUGUGCUGCGCAGGCGGCUGCUUCAGCGGAUGGCGCGGCAGGGGUGGCCACGCGAGCUGCUGCAGCUCAUUGACAGUUUCCUCACUGAACGCAGAGCUCAGGUCCGGCUGGAGGGGACCACCACAGCAGCACAUCAGAUGCAAUGUGGCACGCCACAGGGGUCUCCUUUGUCACCAAUACUGUUCCUUCUGUACCUGGCAGAGCUGCUGUGGCAAAACUCGGAGUUGCGCUUUGGCUAUGCGGAUGAUCUGAACAUCUGGCGGGCGACCCACUCACUUGACAACAAUGCCACCCUUCUCAGACAGGAUAUACAGAGUAUUCUGAGGUGGGGGGAGAUAAACAAGGUGGCCUUCGCACCAGAGAAACUUGAGAUGAUCCAUCUUACAAGAAAGCGACACAAUGAGGCACCAGCAGUAGUUGUGUCUGAGGACCUCACUGUUCACCCUGUUACUGCCCCAGCUGGACAGGAGCCAGCACUUCGCUGGCUGGGUGUACACUUCGACAGAAGGCUCACCUGGAGACCACAUGUCUCCACCCGGGCAAAGAAGGCAAGGGCCGUAGCCCAGCACAUCCGGAGUCUGGGAAAGACCAGAGACGGGCCCCCAGCAGACGCUCUGCGGAAGGCGGUCACCACCUGCGUGGUUCCCUCACUGCUCUAUGGCACAGAGGCCUGGUACGGCGGCCGCACGCAGCCAGCAAGGCACACGGGCAGGAGUGGGGAGGUUAGCUCCCGCCUGGGAUGGCAUGUGGGGACAGUUGAGAAGGUGCUUACUAUGGCAGCCAGAGGGGUCCUCCCAGUUUUCCGUACAACGCCCAUCGCUGCCCUAUACCGGGAUGCUGGGCUCCCAUCAGCAAUGGUAGCUCUGGAGGAGGCCAAAAUUCGAUUCGCGACAAGGCUUCAGGUGGUGGAUGAGAAGCACCCACUGGCUUCACGGAUAGCACCUCCAAUGAUCACACGAGGAAGAGGGGCUGGAACCCGGCAGCGCUCAAAGACCAAGAUCCAGCGGUUGGGGGCGCUGCUACCUGCAGUCAAUAGACCCACACUUGCCAUCCCACACUACUCAGAGGGAUGCGGGACAGACCCCACAGAGGGUGUAGACAAAAAGAGUGCUGCUCAGGCAUUCAAGGAAUGGUGGAGAAGUCAACCCUCAACAGAUCUAUAUGUUUUCUCAGAUGGAUCAGAACGGAGCCUUGACAACAGCAGGCAGGUGGGCUAUGGCUUCAUAGUCUAUCAGGGAAAUAAACAGCUGGCCAGCUUCUCAGCUGCGCUGAGCCCUAUGUCACAUGUCUUCGACGCUGAGGCAGUUGGUGCCUGCCGGGCAUUGGAGUGCGCCGUGAAGCUCCUACCUUGUGUCACAGAGGACAGCAGCAACCCUCAGAUCUGGCUCUGCCUCGACAACACCUCAGUCAUCUGGGGCAUACGGGGCAGUGCAGCAGCCUCCUCAAACUGGGCCUACAACCGCUGCCAUGAGCUCCUCAGACAGCACAAUGUCGGCCUGAAAUGGGCUCCUGGGCAUAUGGGGAUAGAGGGCAAUGAGGAAGCAGACCGCUUGGCUAAGCGGGCAGUCUCAUCCACUGCGGCCCCAGCCUAUGGUCUCGAGGCCACACCCACAGUCAGUGGGGUCCGCACAGUGGCCAAGCAGCUCAGCCAAGAGGCAAGGCGAAAGUGGUGGAGUGGAGCCUGUGGCAAGCUCUCUGACUGGUACCGGGGCUGGAGUUUCAGCAGGCCGACUGUGGAAUACCAAGUGAAGGCCCCUCCGGAGCUCACCAUGCCACGGCAUGCCCUUCACCGCUGGCUCGCACUCCGCUCCUCUCAUGGGGACUUCUCCUGGUACCACAGGCGUUUCCAGCAUGCAGAUGCGAGGCUCACCUGUGUCUGUGGACACAACAAGAGCCCAGAACAUUUGGUGCUCUGUCGACACUCACAGAGGCACUUUCUUCACUGGCCCAAGAGGCCAGCAGCACGGCCACACAACCGGGCGACAGCUGUUGCCUAUCUAGGGUCUCUGACCCCUACAGACUUUGUAGAACUGCUGGACUGCACGCAGUUCUACACACGGUACUGCACAAGAAGCACAGACAGCUCUCUGAUCAACUGA
Molecule: messenger RNA, 3837 nt
Organism: Histoplasma mississippiense
Lineage: Eukaryota; Fungi; Ascomycota; Eurotiomycetes; Onygenales; Ajellomycetaceae
Exons: 4
Coding region: 1-3837 (1278 amino acids)
Molecular function (GO): nucleic acid binding; RNA-DNA hybrid ribonuclease activity
Source: RefSeq, a predicted model, not a curated record